AUCUAAUGGCGGGAUUCGCGAUGUUUACAUUCUGACAACCAUGGAUUUCAACAGCAACAACAUAUACGUGUGUGUGUGUGUGUGUCAGGUAGAUAGGAGGAGAAGUAUGGCGUACCUGUCGUUAGAGGCUGAGGAGGAAUACUGCACUGUGGGGGAAAGCAUGGACUUCUUUCUAAAUUGGGAAAAGGCAUCGUUAAAAUUGGUUACUGAGCAUAUGUUAGAGACACGUCUGUCCUUGAUGGAAAGAUGGUGUUGUGGUUGCAACUGUUUGGUAAAGUAAGAAAGAUUUGUGAAAUCUUUCUUUGUUGUCACUUUCCUUCUUUAACUUGGCUCCUGUAUAAAAUAGCCUCGCCGUCUCCUUUAAAACAAACGAACCCAAAAAGGCGAGCCAAAAGAAAAUCUUAUAAAAACUUUCUACCUAGUAGGCAGUCUUCAUACGGAUUCCCAUAACUGAAGAUGGUUUGACUCGGACUCAGCCACCCACACAACUUCUUUAAAUUCUGGCCCAACCCUUUGAACUCUUCACUCUCCAUCACCUCUUCUCUUUCUGUUUGUUCUGCCUUCCACUUUCAACUCUAAAAUGAGUUUCCCAAAACUCGUCUCUUUCAGAGAACACAACAAUUUAUUCAUCAGAGGCUUCAUGAUCUUGUUCCUUAGUUGUAUAGCCAUUAGGCUUAACUUCUGCAUUUCCAGCAUCAUACCUUCUUCCUUAAGAACACUUCCCCUUGAAGGACAUCUAAAUUUUGAUGAUGUCAGCCAUGCAGCCCGGGACUUUGGCAACAGGUAUGAACAUCAUCCGAUGGCAGUGCUGCACCCAAAAUCAGUUUCUGAUAUUGCAGCCACUAUCAAGCAUAUCUGGCAGAUGGGUCCCCGAUCACAUCUAACGAUUGCAGCUAGAGGCCAUGGUCACUCCCUCCAGGGCCAGGCACAAGCUCACGGGGGAGUUGUGAUCAACAUGGAAUCUAUCAAGACCCCUGAAAUGCAGGUAUAUACUGGAAAUCAUCCGUAUGUGGACGUCUCCGGAGGCGAGCUGUGGGUAAACAUCCUGCAUGAAAGCCUAAGAUAUGGGCUAGCACCAAAGUCAUGGACAGACUACCUGCACCUGACCGUUGGAGGCACUCUGUCCAACGCUGGAAUCAGUGGGCAGGCAUUUCGUCAUGGUCCCCAGAUAAGUAAUGUUCAGCAGCUGGAGAUUGUAACAGGAAAAGGAGAGGUGUUAAACUGUUCUACGGAGCAGAAUGGCGAACUCUUCCACAGUGUACUUGGAGGCCUUGGUCAGUUCGGCAUAAUAACACGGGCAAGAAUUUCAUUGGAACCAGCGCCCACCAUGGUUAAAUGGAUCAGAGUUCUAUAUGCAGAUUUCAAGGCGUUUGCGAAAGACCAAGAGCUAUUAAUAUCUGCAGAAGACGCAUUUGAUUACAUUGAAGGAUUUGUCAUAAUUAAUAGAACUGGUCUGCUAAACAACUGGAGAUCAUCCUUCAACCCACACGACCCAGUUCAAGCCAGUAAGUUCAAAUCAGAUGGAAGAACUCUCUUCUGCCUAGAAUUAGCCAAAUACUUCGACCCAGACGACAAUGAUGAGGCAAAUCAGGACGUCGAGAAGCAUUUGUUCCACUUGAACUAUAUCCCAUCAACACUUUUUCUAACAGAAGUCACAUAUGUAGAUUUCUUAGACAGAGUUCACGUCUCUGAGGUCAAAUUGCGGUCAAAAGGCUUGUGGGAUGUUCCACACCCAUGGCUCAAUCUUUUUAUACCCAGAAGCCAAAUACACAACUUUGCAGAAGUUGUCUUUGGAAAUAUUCUGACAGAAACAAGCAAUGGCCCGGUCCUCAUCUACCCAGUAAAUACAUCAAAGUGGGACAAUAGAACUUCCGUCGUCAUUCCAGAGGAAGAUAUUUUCUACCUGGUAGCUUUUCUCACCUCUGCAGUCCCCUCUUCCAGUGGAACUGACGGCCUAGAACACGUUUUAAAUCAGAAUAAAAGAAUUUUAGAAUACUGUGAAAAAACCCUCACUGGGGUAAAACAAUAUCUUCCCCACUACACUACACAAGAAGAAUGGAGGGACCACUUUGGUCCCAAGUGGGAGCUUUUUCUGAAGAGAAAAUCUGUUUUUGACCCAUUGGCAAUACUUGCUCCUGGCCAGCGAAUAUUUCAGAAAGCAACAGCAUUCUCAUGACGACAGCCACAUUUUAUUAAAUAUGAUAAAGAAGAGGCCCUUAUACCAUAUUCGAAAUAUGUCAUUAGCUAAGAGUUAAAGGUCUGGUCAAUAUUUGGUCAACAGAAGGGAUCAAAUAUUUCAGACAUGAAUUAUUAGAUUGCCAAAGCAUCCAUAGACAUUAUCAUCACUAGACUGAAUGUAAAUAUUAAGUUUGUAUACAUAUCUGCCCUUGUAUAUUAUUCAAUGGAGUAAGUUAAGAGCAAGAAACAGAACCCAAUAUGUAUAUGGGAAUAUCUACAUCAAUCAGGUAAAAAAAAUCUAUCUUAUAACACGUCAGCAGAUAACAGAGAUAAUUAACGUACUAUAAAAUUAUACAACUCUCCAUUAAAAUGGUGAAAUGAUAUCAGUCUAUUUACCUACUGCAAUUCAUAACCGCCUUAUAGUGACAAUGCAUUAGAACAAUAUAACAAUAAUACCUGUCAACUUAUCACUGGGACAAAUGUGGCAAAAGUGGCUUACACAAAAGUUGCAGAAAAUUCAAAAAAAGAAAUUGGGGAACUUUGACAACUGUAGCACGGAUGAAAUAAUAGAACCAUAAUUUACUUUCCAACAGAAAGUAACCAAAUAAAAUGGGAUAAUAGUAACAAAUCUUUCUUGUUUUCUACCUUUAUUAUAUCCAUAAUAUAUUUUUUUCCAGAACAAGAACAUUGAAGACAAAUUUUUCACGCUGCACACAGCUCAGCAACUGCAAGUCUUUUUUCAAUUUUUAGUUUCGCUAAUCUUCUCACAUACUUUUUAUCUUUUUAUGCAACAUCUUUAUGUUACUAAGUUCAUAGAUAUAACUUUGUAAAAGGUAAGAAUGGUUUAGAGCAGUUAUAAAAACUUCUAAGUUUGGAUAUGCAUGUUUAUUUGAUAGAAUAAUGUGAUCCAUAUAGCCACUCCAGUAGGUGGGAUAAAUCUUGUUGCUACUGCUGUUGUUAUUGGGAAAUUUAUGUUUAUGCUUUAUAUUUAUAAUAAUUUUAGAAAGUAAAAAAAUACAAACACAUUGACUAGCUAUAAUCUGACUUUCUGAUUUUCAUGGUGAGAAGAGAAGACUUGAGAGAAAGUUUCCAAAGUCAUAUUAACAAAGAUACAUUGGAAGACGUGGAAAAUUGUAUAUGGUUUUUCAAGUAAAAUAAAGGGCCAAAAGUUUCAACUGCCAAUAGCUCAUUUACUUUCUCAAUUUUAGGUUAACUAUCAAGCUGUUCACGUUCAUGCCAUAGAAGUCCAGGGAAAUAUUUUACUUUCAGUGGGGUAUAUCUUAUCCUUCUUUUGUUAUUACUUUAUAUUUGGACAGUAUCACCAUUCACACAAAAAACAUCAACACCCAAAGGAAACUGAAAGAGCAGCAAUAUGCUACUGUCCAAGAGAUUCCAGCUUUCGCAAUAGAAAUAGAGGGGGAGAAGGUGUUACAGUAGCUUCUAGACCAUUUCCAUCAAUCAGUGCCAUACAUAUCACUUAAUGAAUAUGGCAACACACACAUGACCACAUUUGCUACUCUAUCACACUUUGAUUCUGAAGACUCGCUUCCAGAUUCUGCUCAAAAUACCUCUCAACAAGCACAUAGUAAAGUACAGCACCAACUUUCACAUGGGGUGAGACCAGAAUGCAUCCCUUCAGAUGAUUCCUUCUGAUUUGAAAUCACUCGACAAACAUUACAGAUAGGUGGCUGUCAUACUAAAAAGGGGACUACGAUAGAUAAGAUAUGCAAGUAGAUUAUGUUGAAAUUAAAUAAAACACAUAUAAUUUAUGGAAGUUAUGAAGUUCUAUCAUCUCUCACUUGUCUACUC
Molecule: messenger RNA, 3987 nt
Organism: Neltuma alba
Lineage: Eukaryota; Viridiplantae; Streptophyta; Magnoliopsida; Fabales; Fabaceae
Product: cytokinin dehydrogenase 6-like
Exons: 5
Coding region: 581-2176 (531 amino acids)
Biological process (GO): cytokinin metabolic process
Molecular function (GO): cytokinin dehydrogenase activity; FAD binding
Source: RefSeq, a predicted model, not a curated record